UGUGCACGCGUGUGCGACGCGCGACAACGGAGUGUGUGUGUGUGUGUGUACAUGUGUGCGCGCUAACAGUCGCGUCAAUCGUCAACGCGCGAUCCUUUACGUCUCGCACCGCGUUGCAGCAGCGGUUGCGUGUCGGAGUCGAGGAUCUGAGAAUCGCAUACCGGCGCGAAACGAUCUCGCUCGCGCGCGCGCGUGCAAAACCGACGAAGUAUGGGAAUCAUGCAAAGUCGCGGUGGCGAGAGCGAUGGCGGUGUUCGCGAGGUAUUCGUCGGCGGUGUCAAGGCCGGCGUGCCUCAUCACUCGUGUCAACCCAGCCUGGGCAUGGGCAGCCUGGGCGGACCUCACACACGCAGCGGCAGCGUACGCAGCGCGCCGAGACAACCGAUGCCGGACGCGAUCGAGCUCGAGAGGCGUUUCACCAAAGUGCUGGCUUCUAUGGAUUUGCCACCGGACAAGGCGAAGCUUUUGAAGCAGUACGACAAUGAGAAGAAAUGGGACAUCAUAUGCGACCAAGAAAGAGUACAAGCUAAGGAUCCACCGUCCCAUUAUUUGGCAAAGUUACGCACCUAUCUGGACCCCAAAGCAUCACGAAGCCAUCGAAAAAGAAAAAUGGUUGGAGAAUCUACAUCGACCCAAGUAUUACGAGAUUUGGAAAUAUCUUUGCGCACAAAUCACAUUGAAUGGGUAAGAGAGUUCUUGGACGAGGAAAAUCAAGGCCUAGAUGCCUUGAUAGACUACCUCAGCUUCAGGCUAUUGAUGAUGCGGCAUGAGCAACGGCUCUUGGAAUCUCACACAAGCUCUGAGGAAAAAUUACAAACCGGUAAGAAGUUGAUUAGAAGACCAAAAAAAGAGACGAAUCGGAAAAUAUAUCUUAGCCUAUUAGAUAAACAUAAUAAAUUAGAUACCAAAGUUAAUUUGCUUAUACAAAAAAUCGAAAAAUUUAUUAUAUUCAAACAUUUGAAAUAUUUACAGGAAAGAGUACAAGCUAAGGAUCCACCGUCCCAUUAUUUGGCAAAGUUACGCACCUAUCUGGACCCCAAAGCAUCACGAAGCCAUCGAUCGUAUCGUUUUCUUACAUUCUUCCAGAAAAGAAAAAUGGUUGGAGAAUCUACAUCGACCCAAGUAUUACGAGAUUUGGAAAUAUCUUUGCGCACAAAUCACAUUGAAUGGGUAAGAGAGUUCUUGGACGAGGAAAAUCAAGGCCUAGAUGCCUUGAUAGACUACCUCAGCUUCAGGCUAUUGAUGAUGCGGCAUGAGCAACGGCUCUUGGAAUCUCACACAAGCUCUGAGGAAAAAUUACAAACCGCAAGCACCGGUGAUACCUCAACGUUAAACAACGGAUGCUUGAGGCCGCCUCUCCACGAGCUUAAAGACAGUCCUGGUGUCAAAAGGAGAUCCCGACACGUGGCGCGCUUAAAUAUGGGUGAAGCAAAGGAUGACAUUCAUGUUUGCAUAUUAUGCAUGCGUGCCAUUAUGAAUAAAUGGGUAAGAGAGUUCUUGGACGAGGAAAAUCAAGGCCUAGAUGCCUUGAUAGACUACCUCAGCUUCAGGCUAUUGAUGAUGCGGCAUGAGCAACGGCUCUUGGAAUCUCACACAAGCUCUGAGGAAAAAUUACAAACCGUUACGCUCAUGGCAUAUUUCACCCAAUACGAUAGUUUUCAUAUAGAAUUUAUGGUCGCCUGUAUGCAGUUUGUCAAUAUUGUCGUGCAUUCGGUCGAGGACAUGAACUUCAGGGUACAUUUGCAAUACGAGUUUACGAAACUUGGAUUGGAUGAAUAUCUCGAGAAACUUAGACACACGGAGAGCGAAGAUUUGCAGGUUCAAAUCUCGGCUUACCUGGAUAACGUAUUUGACGUAGCUGCCUUGAUGGAGGACAGCGAAACAAAGACUGCAGCAUUAGAGAAAGUAGCGGAAUUAGAGGACGAACUUGGUCAUGCGCAUGAUCGUAUGGCAGAAUUAGAAAGAGAAUCGUUGGCGAAAUUGGCGGAGUUGGAGACUGAAUUAGGCGCAUUAAAAGUAGAAUACGCCGACGCCUUGGAAGCGCGUAGAUUAGUAGAAGAGGAACUUACAGCUUUGAAGAGACAGAGGCAAGAUUCCGCCCGAAGGCAAAGCGUUCUGGAAAAUAAAAUCAUCGAGUUGGAAAGUCUCACGGAUACGCUUACGAAAGGCUCAUCAGCCGUUAUUCUACGAAACGGUAUCGCAACGAGUCCUCUAAGUAACUCGAAUGACAUCACAUCUGAAAUAUUUACCUCGGCACCAUCACCGAUUUCGGAUCAACCGCCUCCACAGGCUCCUGCGCCGCCACCUCCACCCCCGCCGCCAUGUCCACCGCCGCCUCCUAUGGCGCCAUUUUCUCCAGGAGAUCAGAAAUUACCGCCACCUGUUCCUAUACCUCCGCCACCCGCCGGCAUGAUGCAAGCGCCCGAUGGAGCAAUGACUAUUAAACGAAAAGUUCAAACAAAGUACAAACUUCCUACGCUUAAUUGGAUUGCUCUAAAACCUAAUCAAGUGCGAGGUACUAUCUUCAAUGAACUGGAUGACGAUCGUCUACACAACUACAUUGACUUCUCCGACUUUGAAGAGCGAUUUAAGAUCGGCAUGAGUGGGCACGUGGCCAACGGUAGUAGUGAGAUUGAUGGACUUCAAAGCUUUCCCAGUAAACGAUUCAAGAAACCUGAAAAUAUAUCACUUUUGGAACACACGCGAUUGCGAAAUAUUGCCAUAUCGCGUCGCAAAAUGGAAAUGCCAGUGGAGAAAGUAAUAAUGGCGGUAAAUGCUCUCGACUUGAAAGUCCUCUCGCUUGAAAAUGUGGAAUUGUUGCAACGUAUGGUACCUACAGAUCAAGAAAUAAAGGCUUACCGCGAAUAUAUUAUAGAAAAGAAAAAUGUCAACUUAUUGACGGAAGAAGAUAAAUUUUUGAUGCAGCUUGGUAAAGUAGAAAGAAUAUCUACCAAGCUGUCAAUUAUGAACUACAUAGGAAACUUUUUCGACAAUUUACACCUUAUUACACCACAAAUACAUGCUGUGAUAUCUGCGUCCAGUUCGGUUAAGAGCUCAAAAAAAUUAAGAGCAGUAUUAGAAAUUAUUCUUGCCUUUGGUAACUACUUAAACAGUAGCAAACGAGGCCCUGCGUACGGCUUCAAAUUACAAAGCUUAGAUACAUUAUUGGAUACGAAAUCGACUGAUAAAAGGAUGUGCCUUUUGCAUUAUAUUGUUGCUACAAUACGAGUCAAAUUCCCAGAACUGAUCAAUUUUGAAUCAGAAUUGAUGUACAUCGACAAGGCUGCAACAGUUUCGCUGGAAAAUAUAACAACCGACGUUCACGAGCUGGAAAAAGGCAUGGAUCUUGUGCGAAAAGAAUACGAAUUGCGCGGCAAAGAAAAGCACAAUACAGUAUUGCGCGAUUUCUUAAAUAAUUCUGAGGAAAAAUUACGUCGUUUGAAACUUGACGCACGCACUGCCGGUGAAGCUUUCCGAGAAUGUGUCGAAUUCUUUGGAGAAAGUCCGAGACAAGCUGAUGCUAAUACCUUUUUCUCACUUCUUGUCAGAUUCGCGAGAGCAUUUAAGGCAGCGGAUCAAGAAAAUGAACAACGUCGUAGAUUAGAGGCUGCUGCAGCAGAAGCUUUAAAUACUUCAGAGGAAAUCAUAAAACGUAAUAAAUUGAAUCAGAAGAAACAACAGGAUGCUGUUAUAAACGAACUGAAGAACAAAACGCGAUUGGUGCAAGAGAAGAAGCUAUUGCAGCAAGAUGAAGUGUAUAACGGUGCUCUGGAGGAUAUUCUUCUCGGCCUUAGAUCCGAACCGUAUCGCAGAGCGGAUGCUGUGAGACGUAGUCAACGACGACGUAUCGAUAAUCAUAGACUAUCACGCACUGCCGAAGAGCUUGAACUCUAAUUUUUUGCAUUUCUAAUCCAUCCGCAUCUCUCAAAGUGCUUCAAUUCUAUAGAACGAAGAUUGCCUUGUAAUUUGAUGAAUUUACAGAAUUAAAGUCUCAUUGUAAUUUAGCUUUACAUAAAAAAACAACACGAAAUUAACAAAGAGAACAUCGAUAUAUAGUUUGAGAAUAUACUUUUGAAAAUAUUAACUGCGCGCACACACAACUAGAUAAUAUGUGUAUUAUAUACAUUUGAUAUUUUCCCAAUUUUUGGAAGCUUUUUAUUUGUAUGCUCUGUUACGAGCGUACAAAUCUGCAACCGAACGCUAAUAUCAAUUUAGUACGUCCAAUUAGAAUUGACUUUUUGCACAAGUCGCUUAGUGGUGCUGAAAGUUCACAAUUGUCAUGAAUUUGAAAUUUACUUACACAUUUCUAGAAUGUAAAUUUUUCGAACGGCGGUAUUAAUUAUUAUUAAUUAUUACCGAGCUGUAAUUAGAGAUCUUAGAAAACGCUUGAUAUUUAAUGAUCUUUCUAUGCAUAGUUGAUACAUGAAUCUCGUAAUUAAAGAUGUAUGAACACCUUUCCAAGAUAGCAUAAUAUUACCAUUAAUUAAGGCACACUUCUUUGCAUUUCUAUGCAAUUCCUUUUAAUAUUGUUCAAGACAUUUACAUUUAUGGAAUUUUUAUGUAUAUCGAUUAUAUAUAUAACUAAUUUUGUUUUCCUCUGUUUCAUAAAGCGUAUAAAAUUGUUUAAUUAAACUUAAUUGUUGAUUGUUAUACAUAUUGUGAAAAUAUUUAUAAUUCCACUAUAUAAAUAUGUAUUCAUUAAAUUAAUUACUCUCAUCCUAUGAUUGCUUAAUGUCAAAUGGAUAAAGUCAUUUAACUCUUAACGUAAGUUUGUGUGUAGAAUCGGUCUAGAGCGCAGUCGCAGAUUUUUAUAAAUUUAUGAAACGUAUGGUAUCUGUGGACAUUCCAACGAAACGUGCAAUAAGCUGGGAAAGCCUAUUACAAAAUAUACAAGUAUAUCAGCUUGAAAGCAAAAGCACGGAAUUCGAAAUAAAUGCUUACACUUUCGUAUUAUGAAAGUUAUAAAGACAUAUAUCUUCUUGCAACAAAAAAGUAAGGGUAAGAUCGUAUAUUACAAAAAAGAUGAUUGACUAUAUGUAAUAUUCCAUAUGUAGCUUUUUUCACAAUUCAAUAUAUAGCGCCUGUUAUUAUGACGUGCAAACAAAAGCGAGAUCUAAGUUUUCUCAGAUUCCUUAAAUGUAUUUCGAAAACGUUUUUGCAGCAUACUUAUUACAUUCCUUACAUUUUCUAUCAAGAAUAUCCAUAUAAUAUGCAACUAAAAAAACUACAAUAGAAUUUUAUACCAUAGUUUAAUAUAAUAUAUCAAAGUUUUAUAAGAAGUAAAUAUACAAAAAUAAUCAAAAUAUGGAUCAUUACGAUCAUUCUCUAAAAUUCUUAUUAAGUAAACUUAUAGCAAAAGACUGCAGUUCUAUGAGCCUUUUCCUAAUUGACAACAUAUCUCAAGCUUUCGAAAGAAUGGAGUUAUAUAUUUUUACUUUUGUACGUUUUUUAUAUAUACACAUUAUUAUGGAGGAAAAGAAAAAUGUAAAUAUCGCUGUAAUAUAUAAAAUACUUAAGUGAUUAUAUAUAAAAUAAUGUAAUUAUUAUUGAUUAGAAUAAUUGCCAAUGUGAUGUUUAGAUAAAAUAUUUUAUGUUGUGUUAGUAUUAUUUGGAGAGCCAUUAUAUUGUCCAUUAGCGAUGCGACGAGAAAAAGAUAACUAAAUUUUGAUCUUUUAGGAUUGAAGCAUUGACGUAUCUUAUAUAUUUUUUUGCAAAA
Messenger RNA from Formica exsecta, 5716 nucleotides. RefSeq names its product formin-like protein (gene Frl). Gene Ontology annotation, biological process: cell migration; cortical actin cytoskeleton organization; regulation of cell shape. The record is from RefSeq and is a predicted model, not a curated record. Bases 211 to 3894 code for a protein of 1227 amino acids. Gene Ontology annotation, cellular component: cytosol. Gene Ontology annotation, molecular function: small GTPase binding; actin filament binding. Lineage: Eukaryota; Metazoa; Arthropoda; Insecta; Hymenoptera; Formicidae. The transcript has 20 exons.